GGAAAUGGAAGGAUGAAGUGUGCAGCCGGAGCGGUGAUGUUCCUUCUCUCCUUGCUUUCCCCCGCAGGAACGUAAUCCGCAAUGCUAGUUCUCAGGUUGCUCAAUGUUGUCGCUCCAGCCUACUUCUUGUGCAUCUCCCUAGUGACCUUCGUCCUCCAGAUCUUUGUCUUCAUACCCAGCAUGUUCAGAGACCCUUCCACCACCCCACUUUUCUCGCCUGCUCUGCUGCAUGGGGCCCUCUUCCUCUUCCUCUCAGCUAAUGCCCUGGGCAACUACGUCCUUGUGAUCCAGAACUCCCCCGAGGACUUGGGCAAGGACUUUAACUUGGGCAAAGGAGCCGAAGUGGCAGACUGGCUGGAUGGAAGCAGGUCCCCUGGCUCAGCCUUGCCCGGCACUCACUUCUGUAGACUGUGUUCCAGAGUCACCCAGAGGCAUGACCACCACUGUUUCUUCACAGGGAACUGCAUCGGGAGCAGGAACAUGCGAAACUUCAUCAUGUUCUGCCUCUACACCUCCCUGGCUUGCCUUGACUCCCUGGUGGCAGGCAUGGCUUACAUUUCUGCUACACUUUCCAUGUCCUUUGCGGACCCACUGGCCUUCCUCACUCUUCUGCCUCACUCCAUCAGCCAGUUCUUCUCAGGAGCUCUCCUUAGCUCUGAGAUGUUUGUCAUCCUCAUGCUCUACCUCUGGCUUGGGAUUGGACUGGCUUGCGCCGGCUUCUGCUGCCACCAGCUGCUGCUGAUCCUGCGCGGGCAGACGCGGUACCAGGUGCGGAAGGGAAUGCUGGUGAGAGCCCGGCCCUGGAGGGACAACCUGCAAGAAGUCUUUGGCAAGAAGUGGCUGCUUGGACUUCUCAUCCCCAUGCAGAACGUGGAGAGUAGCUACCGUAGGCAGAAAGAGAAAUAAAAUCCCCGUGUGUGUGUGUGUGUGCAUCCCACGCACACAGCACCUUCCCUGCUCUCUCCCACUGUCUCCUGGAUCACUACAGAGCUGGGCUACUCCAUCUUUUGGGAUUGCAGCCACUGUAGGAGGAAAGGAUGAGCUAUCAAACAGAAUAAAUUAAGCAUAUUUACAUGGAAAUCACAAACCAUGUAGAUGAGAUACUCCAGCUUAGUAGUCACAUCACUGCGCCUGCAUAGGUGGCAACAGCCUUUGAACUAGCAGAAAACUUAGUCAGACCCUCCUGUGGCUUCCUGUCUGAACCCCUCAGUCCCCAGCACUAUUAGUUACCCUAUAUAGUCUUUAAAAACUGCAUCAGGAGCCUGGGCUGUUACGGAAGAUUGUAAAAAUGGUGUCUAGUCUUAGGGAGGUUUUUGUGGAGUGGCUCUUUGGCACUUAUAUACAUGAGAGCUUCACACGAGAGCAUCAUUCCAGAAUUUUUUGGACAAUGAUCUCAGGUACAUGGUGUCAUUCUUGGGAUUGUCCUAUUCAGGGCAAGGAGUCGGAUUUCAAUGAUCCUUGUGGGUCCCUUCCAUCUCAAGAUAUGAUUCUUGAUUCAUAAUACUGACAAGCCCUUAAUGAUAGAACUGCAAUGCAAUCAAGCUGUCCUAGGAACAGGCUAUGAACAUGGUUAAUGCAUCAGAUAAACCUUCUCUCCACAGGCUAGAAAAUCAGGAGGAAAACAAAAUCACAGGAGGAAAACAAAAAGAAAUUUAGAAUUUCUCAUUUCUGUUAUUGAUCUGUUCCCUAUACAAUGAUAGGUCAAGACUGUAGCUCUGCUGCUUAUUUUUAGCAAUCCUUUGUCCAAUGGCAGAGUGCAGGCAAAGCUGCCCUUCUGACAGGGAGCAGCAAGCAGAUAAAUCAUGGUCAGAUCGAGGGACAAGGACAGGAAACCACAAAGGUGAAUGAAAAUGCUUUGUUCGAGAAGCUGUGUGAUGAGACAGGCUAUGCAUACCUGUGAGAGAGACAGAAGGAAGUGUGGCCACACAGCAAGCACUUGGGAGGGUGUCAAGAGCAUUGCUGCUGUGUCAGAGCCCUGAUGCAUCACCCUCUCACAGGGAACACCUGCACCAUUAGGGCUGUGAAGAGUUCAAAAUUCCAGAAAACAAGGCAGUUUUCCAGCCCAUCAGGGCACUUCAUUUUGCACUAAAACAAACAGAAAAAUGCUUUUCUCAGACAUCCCUGCCACACUUUAGUUACAGGCUCUCCAGGGCAAUUCCCUCUCGCAUUGCAGCAGAGGGGUAAAAUCAUCCAUGUUAUAACUCCAUUAAGGGUGUUAAUAGAAUUACUACAGGGAUUAAUCAGCUUCAUGUGUCCAUUGCUUUUUAGCCACAGCAGCAGCCCAUUAGAUCAGUGCUGAGAUCCUGUGCUUACAGAUGUCUUAACAAAGGAUACCACAACAUCUCUACCAGGGUCAUAGCACUGGAUUCCCCAGCAGCUGCAAGAGAGAAGCCUCUGCUUUGGCAAACUGCAUCAGCUUAUGUGGGCUGGGUAGGAAUCCAUUGCUUCUCUUUAAUAGGCUGGGAGUAUGCUGACAAGCCAUGAAAAAUGUUAUUUCUUCCUCAGAAAGGCUCUUGGUGCGUUCCUGAUAGUGGAAUGCCCCUUGCUUUUAUCCUUGAGUUUCUCAUAGGCCAGAAUGGAGUUACUCAUUCCUACAGGCUUUGUAACCAUCUUUGACCACUUUACACUUGAAUACACGUUUGAAUCUCUAACAAACAAAGUAUAUUGUGAUGAGCAGAGUAACCUUGAAAAUAUACUGGAAAAACCCUUAGCUUGAUAACUAAAACAUGGAAGAUACAUCCUUCCACACUGUGUGUGUUCGCAUGAACACACAAUUGUUUCUGUGGGUAAUAUGAUGUAUUUUCUCUAACAGUGAACAAUAAAAGGUAUUCUGAUUUUUUA
Agelaius phoeniceus (red-winged blackbird) is the source of this 2841-nucleotide messenger RNA. It is a transcript of the gene ZDHHC22, whose product is annotated as zDHHC palmitoyltransferase 22. Gene Ontology annotation, molecular function: palmitoyltransferase activity. The record is from RefSeq and is a predicted model, not a curated record. Lineage: Eukaryota; Metazoa; Chordata; Aves; Passeriformes; Icteridae.